Mus musculus (house mouse) is the source of this 2084-nucleotide messenger RNA. RefSeq names its product pregnancy specific beta-1-glycoprotein 17 (gene Psg17). The transcript is spliced from 5 exons. Lineage: Eukaryota; Metazoa; Chordata; Mammalia; Rodentia; Muridae. The coding region runs from base 177 to 1604 and encodes 475 amino acids. The record is from RefSeq and is marked validated.
GAAGUGAGUGAGCAGUGCUGUGGUCACAGACCCCACCACCCACAGCCUAUAGGAUUCUGUGAAGUGUUCCUGCCUGAGAGAAAACUCAGCUCAGAAGGAGGAAGGACAGCAGAGGCCAGGUGCCUUGCAGGAGCUGAAGGUCUCCUCAGAGAAAGGCCAGUACAGUGAGAAGAGAUAUGGAGGUGUCCUCUGAGCUUCUCAGCAAUGGGUGUACCCCCUGGCAAAGGGUUCUGCUCACAGCCUCCCUCUUAUCCUGCUGCCUCCUGCCCACCACUGCCAGAGUCACUGUGGAAUUCUUACCUCCCCAAGUGGUUGAAGGAGAAAAUGUUCUUCUACGCGUUGAUAAUCUGCCAGAGAAUCUUCUAGGUUUUGUGUGGUACAAAGGGGUGGCAAGUAUGAAGCUUGGAAUUGCACUGUAUUCACUGCAAUAUAAUGUAAGUGUGACAGGGCUUAAGCACAGCGGUAGAGAGACACUGCACAGAAAUGGGUCCCUGUGGAUCCAAAAUGUCACCUCGGAGGACACAGGAUAUUACACCCUUCGAACCGUAAGUCAACGUGGAGAACUGGUAUCAGAUACAUCCAUAUUCCUUCAGGUGUACUCCUCUCUUUUCAUCUGUGAGCGUCCUACUACCCUUGUACCUCCCACUAUUGAAUUAGUGCCGGCCAGCGUUGCUGAAGGAGGAAGUGUUCUUUUCCUUGUUCACAAUCUACCAGAGUAUCUUAUAUCACUUACCUGGUACAAAGGAGCAGUUGUGUUUAACAAGCUUGAGAUUGCCCGAUACAGAACAGCCAAGAAUUCAAGUGUGCUUGGCCCUGCCCACAGCGGUAGAGAAACGGUGUUCAGCAAUGGAUCCCUGCUGCUCCAGAAUGUCACCUGGAAAGACACCGGAUUCUACACCCUACGAACUCUGAAUAGAUAUCCGAGAAUAGAAUUAGCACACAUUUACCUUCAGGUGGACACCUCCCUUUCCUCGUGCUGUCACCCUCUUGACUCUCCCCAGCUCAGUAUCGAUCCAUUGCCACCGCAUGCUGCUGAAGGGGGAAGGGUUCUUCUCCAGGUCCAUAAUCUGCCAGAAGAUGUGCAAACCUUUUCCUGGUACAAAGGCGUGUAUAGCACUAUAUUAUUUCAAAUUGCAAAAUAUAGCAUAGCAACGAAGUCCAUCAUCAUGGGCUAUGCACGGAGUAGAAGAGAGACAGUGUAUACCAAUGGAUCCCUGCUGCUCCAGGAUGUCACUGAGAAAGACUCUGGUGUGUACACACUAAUAACAACAGACAGCAAUAUGGGAGUUGAAACAGCGCAUGUGCAAGUCAACGUCCACAAGCUUGCCACACAGCCUGUCAUAAAAGCCACAGACAGCACAGUACGAGUACAGGGCUCAGUGAUCUUCACUUGCUUCUCAGACAACACUGGGGUCUCCAUCCGUUGGCUCUUCAACAAUCAGCGUCUGCAGCUCACAGAGAGGAUGACCCUGUCCCCGUCAAAGUGCCAACUCUGGAUACGUACUGUGAGGAAGGAGGAUGCUGGAGAGUACCAAUGUGAGGCCUUCAACCCAGUCAGCUCAAAGACCAGUCUCCCAGUCAUCCUGGCUGUGAUGAUCGAGUGACCCAUCCUCUCAUGCUAUAGCAGGGCGGGGCAUUUCUGUAUUGAGAUGUCCACACCUACCCACCCCUGCCAGUUAUAGAUUUCCAUUCAUUCGCAUGGCCAUUUGGCCAUCUCUCCCAUCCCUCCCCACACCUGAUCCUGAACCCCUCCAUUUUCUCCCACAUCCCCUCUCCUACCCAGUUCCAUUCCUCCAUCUGCCUUUUACUACUAUUUUUCCCCUUCUACAUGAGAUUCAAGCAUCCUCCCUCGGGCUUCCAACUUGUUUAACUUUUUUGUAUCUGUGUAGUGUAGUGUGUGUAUCUUGUAUUUUAUGGCUAAUAUCCAGUUAUAAGUGAGUAUAUACCAUGCAUGCCAUUUUGGAACCUGGUUACCUCACUCAGGAUGAUACUCUCAAGUUCUAUCCAAAUUAAUGAUGCCUUCAAAUUAAUGAUGUCUUUGUAUUUAAUAGUUGCAUAAUACCCAUGGAGCAUAUGGCACCACA